GUUCUUCCUUAGCCUAUCCCGAUUCUUGACAGCAUAGCUCAGCGGCUGGCUACACCUUACUGACAAAUCAAUCCCGUCUUUGGGAGCAAAAUAAAGGACAGUGAUAGCUGAGGAUUUACACCUUUUCUCAAUCUGCAGCACCGGGCACUGGCUAUCAACCAGAGAAUUGAAGUCCAAUCUUGGACAUCAGGAUUCAGGACAAGGUCACUAGAUUCUACAAGACUUUGUCGCAGCCUCUACAAUGCCAGUCAGAAACCCAAGCUUUCGCUCGUGAAACUCGCGUCUCACCGCCAUCGCUAUCCCGCAAAAUACAUUAGCCAGUCACUUGCUUGCAAGCAUUAUUAAUCGUAUAAGAAAUGGUAGGUCAAUGCUUCCACGUACUUCCCUAAAAAAAAUGCUUGCACGUACGAGCAGAGAAGAAAAACGAUGCCAUGUUGGAGCUGUCAUCCCUGGCCUCCGUUUCAUAUUAAAACCCUUGCGUACGUUGGCACGCGAGUGUUGUUUGUGGAGGAAAUGGGGAGCAGCGCGGUGCAGGUGCAGCGGCGUAGGCGGCAGUUGACGCUGGUUCUGGUGACCACGGCGGCGCUGCUGGAGCGCGCGGACGAGGCGCUGCUGCCCGCGGUGUACAAGGAGGUAGGCGAGUCGCUGGGCGUGUCGCCCACCGCGCUGGGCUCCCUCACGCUGUGCCGCGCGCUGGUGCAGACCCUGUGCUACCCGCUCGCGACGUGCGCCGCGGCGCGCUACGAUCGCGCGCGCGUCGUCGCUGUCGGGGCAUUCCUCUGGGCCGUGGCCACGCUGCUCGUCGGCGCCUCGGGCACAUAUCUCCAGAUGGCGUUGGCAAGGGGCUUCAACGGCGUCGGGCUGGCGGUCGUUGUGCCUGCGGUCUACUCCCUGGUGGCCGACUACAGCGACGACGGCACGCGUGGCGCGGCGUUCGGGUGGGUGACGAUGGCGCAAAGCAUGGGCCACGUCGCGGGGAACUCCCUCGGCGUGCUGCUAGCGGCUACAAGCUUCCUCGGCGUCCCAGGCUGGCGGCUGGCAUUCUACGCCCUCGCGCUCGUCAGCGCCUCGAUCGCCGCCCUAACGUGGCUCCUCGGCGCCGACCCGCGCCCCGUCAGCGUGAAGGCCACGGCUGCGGCCACGCUGGCCCAACUCGUCCGAGAGGCCAAGGACGUGGUGAAGGUGCCGACGUUCCAGAUCAUAGUGGCGCAGGGCGUGGCUGGGUCGGUGCCGUGGUCGGCGCUCAGCUUCGCCGCCAUGUGGCUGGAACUCGUCGGGUUCACGCACUGGCAGACCACCGUCAUCACUAGCCUGAACAGUCUCGCUAACGCGCUUGGCUCGCUGUUCGCGGGGUUCGUCGGGGACCCAGUGGCGCUGCGGUUCCCCAACACGGGCAGGAUCGCGCUUGCGCAGGUGUGCACCGCGUCGAGCAUCCCGCUCGCCGCCGUCAUGCUGCUGGCGCUCCCCGACAACCCCUCUGCGGGGGCCGCGUACGCCGCCAUGUUCUUCGUCUUCGGCUUCGUCUCGCCCUGGUGCCCCGCCUCCACAAACAACCCAAUUUUUGCGGAGAUCGUGCCGGAGAAGGCGAGGACGACGGUGUACGCUAUGGACAGGUGCUUCGAGUCAGUGUUUGCCUCUUUCGCGCCGCCGCUCGUGGGCAUCCUGGCGGAGCGCGUCUUCGGGUACCAACCGGCCUCGUCCGGCACGAGCGUGGAGGCUGACAGGGAGAACGCCGCUGCUCUCGGCAAGGCGGUAUUCGCAGAGAUCGCCGUGCCAGUUGCCGUCUGUUGCCUCACCUACACCGCGCUGUACUGGACUUACCCCGCGGACAGACGGCACGCGCAGAUGGCCGCUCUGCAGGCGGCGGCGGGCGAUCAGGACUGCGACUGUGAAGCAACUUCAGUUGCCCAUGCUGCAGGAGCCGAGGGCUUGAACCAGGCGCUACUUGCCGGGACAAGAACGGAGUAGCAAAUUCUCAAGAAUGCAUACUUGCCUGGCUAAACAAUGGACAUAUUCGAUAUACAAGCGUUUCAAAUACAAAAUACCAAAGAUUUAUUGUGCUGUAAAAAAAGGCUGUUGAAUGGUUUCAAUGCAAAUGAAAGUCAUUAGGGAUGGCAAUGGA
Molecule: messenger RNA, 2122 nt
Organism: Zea mays
Lineage: Eukaryota; Viridiplantae; Streptophyta; Magnoliopsida; Poales; Poaceae
Exons: 3
Coding region: 427-1968 (513 amino acids)
Biological process (GO): transmembrane transport
Cellular component (GO): membrane
Molecular function (GO): transmembrane transporter activity
Source: RefSeq, a predicted model, not a curated record